AUGGUCGCCACCAAGUUCCUCCUCAUGGUUCUGGCCGCCUAUGUCACGGCUACCCCAGUGGCAUCAGCCCCUAAACCUGCUACAACACAAUGGAAGCCUCUUGAUAUCAAGGCCACCAUUAAUUGGGAUGGCAUCGACAAGAAGGCCUACCAAGACCCAGCCAACUGGAACACUACCGACCAUGUUAUUCCUGCUGCUAAGGGGGAAUCUGCAAACCCUCACUUCCAUAUCCUGUCGGGGCCGUGUGAGCAAGGUUCAUGCCCUGACUAUAGCGCAGCAUUUGACCUGGUUUACACCUUCACUGCUGUGCCUGUUGAUGGAGACCCUCCUCUGACUAUAUUUGAGUCUCAAUCAUCGAUUCGGAUCAAUGAUUGCAACGAAUGUCUCAUCCACAAGGUUGGCAGCAACCUCGGUAACAGUGUUCCUGGCGGUUGUUGGGACUUUAGGUCCUGUGGCCGCGACCAGACUAUUUGUGUCGACCCGGGUAACCAACGCGCUCAUCGCAUUUGGAAAGGUUAUGUCAAGACAUGCUACCACAUGAGAGUGGAAUAUCUGGGUGACUGCGGGUUUAUCAAGUCACGCAUCGUCCUGCAUCCCGAUGCCGAGGUUCCUUGCAAUUGGUAG
Fusarium oxysporum Fo47 is the source of this 624-nucleotide messenger RNA. RefSeq lists its product as uncharacterized. Bases 1 to 624 code for a protein of 207 amino acids. The transcript has a single exon. The record is from RefSeq and is a predicted model, not a curated record. NCBI's taxonomy places the organism in Eukaryota, Fungi, Ascomycota, Sordariomycetes, Hypocreales, Nectriaceae.